AUUAUCAAAUUAUUGAUUUGGGGAUGGCAGAACUCAUGAAACCAUUUAUUAGGGCCCAGAGAGGUUGCAGUGAACAUAGGGUAUCUAUCUUCUUUAUGGAUGACAAUGUUCAUAGGUGGCUGGAAUACUCAUACAGAUGAAGUCACAGAUCAUCUGAAGGGUCCUUCUGGUUAGAAAACUUUUAAGAUGCCAUUUGCAUGCAAUUUUCAGCUACAUUUUUGAGGUACAUGUAUAAGCUUACUAGGGGAUAGAUUAAUAGAACUGAACCUUAGAUGCUGUCAGGUGUGUUUUAUCUGUAUGGCACACUUUUAUGUUCCUUCAUAUCAUACAGUGACUAUCUCUUGUCAUUAGAAUUUCUAUUCAUUUUUUAAAGCCCAACUCAGACACUUCUUAUAAUUUUACUCUUUUAUCUCCUUAAUUUUUAAAAUGUUAUUGUAUAUUCCAGUUUCAUUUGUCACUCCCCACUCCCCACUCCUUCUCCCCUUUCCUCUCUCCAAGAAGGCAUGGUUCAACUUUGUAGUUUCCCUAGUGCACAUAGUAAGUACAUGUCUUUACUUAGAAAUAGAAUUAUUAAAGUUCUUGAAGAAUAUAACCUGUAAUUGUUUAGGUCAUAUAAAUUUAGAACCUACUUUCAUCCUCCAUUUAUAAAUCUAUUGAAUUUGCAGAGGUAAAUGACAAUGAACCAGCUACACAGCAGGAAAAAAAGGAGUGGAGGGUGGGUUCAGUUAAAACCAAGCCAUGUCAGCAAUCAUACCAAUGAGAAAGGUUUGUUGAAUCUAGGGGGUAAAGUUGGAUUUAAGGGCUUCCAGGAAAAAUGUGAGAAACAAUGAUAUAACAUAUUAAAACAUAUGCCAAAUAUGCAAAGGAAUGCAAAAUCUUUGAUAGUGAGGGUGAAGUAGGGGCUUCGAUUCGGUUUUUUUCUUUAUCUAGCACCAACAAAUUACUUUAUCUGUUUUUUUUAAUCCCUAUUUCUUCCACUUCUCUAUUUUUUCCCCUCUUCCUCUUCCUAGAUAUCCCAUCACAGUCCCUUUCCCUUAUCACUUUUCCAGCACCGGCUAUUUCAAUGCACCUGCUAGUGCAGCGGGCAUUGAAUGACGUCAUUAGCAUGACUGCAUAUUAUGUCACUUGGCGCAUAGAUUCUUAAGAGAAAUGAAAGGGGAAAAGGCAUUAGCCUUUUGGAAGAUUGGAAGAAAGCUGUGACCCAAUGGUCAGAGCUGGAAGCUAGGGAAGGGUUCUACGUUAGAUUGCACUUCUGUGCCUGAAUGGAAGGAAGGAGAAGGUGAAUUUGAGAAGCUAGUCCGGUGUCCCCGGGGAGGGGCGUAGGGUGCGCCCCUCAGAAGGGCGCGAGGGAGGGCGAGGGUCAUCAGGAGAAUAUCGCCACGGUGUAGGAAGAGAGCGCACACGCUCGGAGAUAGAGUGCGUGAGCGUGAAAGAAAAAUGGAGAGGAUCCUAGGGAGUGGGAAGUCAGCAUGGAUAGUCAAAGUGGUUAGAGUCGGAGGGAGGAGACGUAAAUUAACUACUCGGGACCCGUUCGUCAGCCUCCCUCCGACAGGGAGGGCGGCAGCGCCAUCCGACAGCGCGCGGCGGCGCGGCGUCGUGACGUCACGGCGGCGGCGGUGGUUGGCGCACUGUCUGGGACUGAAAAGUGUGAAUUACGCCGAGCUCGCGCUGGCAGCGGAGUGAAGUCAGGACGAGGGGGAGGGGAAGACGAAGAAGGAGGGGGGAGGAGAUAGAGGAGGAGGAGGAGGAGGAGGAGGAGGAGGGUGGCUGUGCGGCGGUAGAGAAAGCCAGUAGCCUGUCCCGGAGCCUCGCGCGCCCCUGGGUCUCGCCGCCGGCAGCAACGGUCUCUUCUCUCCCUCUGUGCUAAGCUCGCCUCCCCUUUUUAAAAAAAUUCUUCUGCCUGCCCCGAUUUUCUCUCCCCGGCCAACUGAAGAUCCCGAGGCACCUCCGGGACUUUGCGGGACCCGCUCCGCUCCACACCCCCCUUCCCUCCUGACAAUAGCGGGGCGCGCGUCUCUAACAGUCGCCGUCGCUGCUGCGUCUUCCCGGCGGGGGAAGUAGGGGGCGGUGGGGCUGGGGUGGGAGGGAGGGGGAGGGGGAGGCAGGGCCGGCCCCCGUCCCGGGGAGGCGUGAGUGCGGCUUCCCUUGCCGGGGUCCACGCCGCUGCCGCCUUCUCCUCCUUCUCCUCCUCCUCUUCCCUCUUCUUCUCCUCCUCCUCCUUCUCUCCGGCGCUGCCUGGGUCCCCCCGCCCGGCGGCUGCGGGGCUGCGGCGGGCCGGGGCCGGGCCGGGGAGCAGAGCGGCUGUAUUCAAUGGAAGUAUGUUACCAGCUGCCGGUGCUGCCUCUGGACAGGCCGGUCCCUCAGCACGUCCUCAGCCGCCGAGGAGCCAUCAGCUUCAGCUCCAGCUCGGCGCUCUUCGGCUGCCCCAACCCCCGGCAGCUCUCGCAGAGACGAGGAGCAAUUUCCUAUGACAGUUCUGAUCAAACUGCGUUGUAUAUUCGUAUGCUAGGAGAUGUACGAGUAAGGAGUCGGGCAGGAUUUGAAUCAGAAAGAAGAGGUUCUCAUCCAUACAUUGAUUUUCGUAUUUUUCACUCACAAUCUGAAAUUGAAGUGUCUGUGUCGGCCAGGAAUAUAAGAAGGUUAUUAAGUUUCCAGCGAUAUCUUCGAUCUUCUCAUUUUUUCCGUGGUGUUGCUGUUUCAAGUUCAUUAAAUAUUUUAGAUGACGACUAUAAUGGACAAGCUAAGUGUAUGUUGGAAAAAGUUGGCAAUUGGAAUUUUGAUAUCUUUCUCUUUGAUAGAUUAACUAAUGGAAACAGUCUAGUGAGCUUAACCUUUCACUUAUUUAAUCUUCAUGGACUAAUUGAAUACUUCCACUUAGAUAUGAUGAAACUUCGGAGGUUUUUAGUUAUGAUUCAAGAAGAUUAUCACAGUCAAAAUCCUUAUCACAAUGCAGUUCAUGCUGCUGAUGUGACUCAGGCCAUGCACUGUUAUUUAAAAGAACCGAAGCUUGCCAACUCUGUAACUCCUUGGGACAUCCUACUGAGUUUAAUUGCAGCUGCCACACAUGAUCUUGAUCACCCAGGUGUUAAUCAGCCUUUCCUUAUUAAAACAAAUCAUUACUUAGCAACUUUGUACAAGAAUACCUCAGUAUUAGAAAAUCAUCAUUGGAGAUCAGCAGUGGGGUUAUUGAGAGAAUCUGGUUUAUUUGCCCAUAUGCCAUUAGAAAACAGGCAACAGAUGGAAAACCAGAUAGGUGCUUUGAUUCUAGCAACGGACAUUAGUCGACAGAAUGAAUAUCUGUCAUUGUUUAGAUCCCAUUUGGACAAAGGAGAUUUAUGUUUAGAAGAUGCCAGUCAUCGACAUUUCAUUUUACAGAUGGCUUUGAAGUGUGCUGAUAUAUGCAACCCGUGUCGGACCUGGGAACUAAGCAAGCAGUGGAGUGAAAAAGUUACAGAAGAAUUCUUCCAUCAAGGAGAUAUUGAAAAAAAGUAUCAUUUGAGUGUGAGUCCACUAUGUGAUCGGCAAACAGAAUCAAUAGCCAACAUUCAGAUUGGCUUUAUGACAUAUCUAGUGGAACCAUUAUUUGCAGAGUGGGCCAGAUUUUCAAAUACCAGACUAUCACAGACCAUGCUUGGUCAUGUGGGACUCAAUAAAGCCAGUUGGAAGGGAAUGCAGAGAGAACAAUGUAGCAGUGGUGAUGAUACUGACACUGCCUUUGAAGAAGUAGAUUCUGAAUUAUUACCUCAGGAAAAUCGAUUGUUAUGACCCCACCUCCGCCUGAGCUGCCCAGAAUCAGUGGCACAAAACAGACUUUUGGAGGAUUUUUUUUUUUUUUUACAAACUGUGAAAUGAAGUCUUGAGGUGAGAGAACCUAAUUCUUGUCUGCUGAGGUUUCUAAAUGAAUGAUGCCAGCAUUAUUUAUUUCCUUUAAUGGAUCUUUUAAACCCACUUUCUGUUACAAGACCUGAACAUAUAGCAAUAUGCAUAUGCCUCAGCUGACUUUUGCGUGAACCCUUUAAUAUGCAAAUCGCAGCAGGGACAGGAUCCUCCUGGAGGAUCAGGACAUUUCAUGGUUUGCCACAUGUGUGUGUUUUUCAAAGCAAAACUGUGAGCCUUAAAGUGGCUCCUUCAGCAGAGGUCUCUUGGAACAUAACCAAGCUGAUGGGACAAAAUGUAAAGAAGGUCUGCCGCCACUAGUUCUCACUAUGGAAACUAUGGGACUGUGAAGUGCCCAGCCUCUGCUGCCUGUGACAAGACUUGAUGUUUACAAAUUGACUCUAAAAAUGUGGGUUCUAAAUUUGCCUUGGAGCAUGAUUGUGAAAGAACCACUCAAAUUUUAAGAUCAAAUCUGAAACUGCAGCUCUUUACCCAAACAUCCCCUUUUUGUUUGACUCUCUCCUGUCAUUUGGAUGCCACACAAGUCUCCCAUUCUCUAUGGUUUUACUUUAUGCACUGGUAACUAAGCUUUUAUCAGAGAAUACAACCCUAUUUCCACUCCAGUGCUGCGUGGGAAUGUAAUUUUGUUUUUAAAGUAGAAAUACCCAGUUUUGAAUUAAGAGGUGGGAUGGGAGGGUAAGGGUGGGGUGGGGCUGGGAACAUGAACAAUGUCCGAGCUGUCUACAUGCUGUUCAGCAGGGAAGAUGCUGCAUGUGGUUUUUCACUACUGUACACUUGACCUGCACAUGCAAGAAAAGGUGGAAUAUUUUAAAACACCAUAAUCAGCUCAGGGUAUUUGCCAAUCUGAAAUAUAGUGGGAUGGGGAAAUAUGUCCUUCAGAGCCAGGGGUACAAAUGUCCCUUUCGCUGCAGUGAGAGUGAGAAAAAGGAAUUUUAAACUUUUGCAUGGGUAUAGAGGAGAGAGAGAGUGUGUGUGUGUGUGAAUGUGUGUGUGUGUGUGUGU
Messenger RNA from Antechinus flavipes (yellow-footed antechinus), 4899 nucleotides. RefSeq names its product phosphodiesterase 7A (gene PDE7A). Gene Ontology annotation, molecular function: 3',5'-cyclic-AMP phosphodiesterase activity. The record is from RefSeq and is a predicted model, not a curated record. NCBI's taxonomy places the organism in Eukaryota, Metazoa, Chordata, Mammalia, Dasyuromorphia, Dasyuridae. The transcript is spliced from 13 exons. Bases 2311 to 3765 code for a protein of 484 amino acids.